AUGCUUGUGAUAGACAAACUGGAUGUAAAUUUAAGAGAAUAUUUACAACAAAAUCAUAAUCAACUUACAUGGGAAGAAAUAAUUGAAAUUACUUUUUUAAUAAUUAAUGCACUUCAUUGGAUUCAUAAAGAGAAUUCAAUUCAUAGAGAUUUGCAUUCUGGAAAUAUAUUAUAUUCAGUGUUUAAUAAUGCAUGGUGUAUUAGUGAUCUUGGAUUUUGUGGUCCUGCAAAUAAAUCAUCAACAUGCAUAUAUGGAAAUCUUCCUUACAUAGCACCCGAAGUUAUUAAUGGAAAAGAAUAUACUUUUGAAUCUGAUGUUUAUAGUAUUGCAAUGCUUAUGUGGGAAAUUUCAUCUGGACAACCACCAUUUAUGAAUUAUGAACAUGAUUGUAAUCUUGCAAUUGAUAUUAUUAAUGGUAUGAGACCAAAAAUUAUAUCAGAAAUUCCUUCAGAAUAUAAAAGUUUAAUGGAACAAUGUUGGGAUGCUGAUUCAUUAAAAAGACCUGAUAUUGAUACACUUAGAA
Rhizophagus irregularis DAOM 181602=DAOM 197198 is the source of this 523-nucleotide messenger RNA. The record is from RefSeq and is a predicted model, not a curated record. Lineage: Eukaryota; Fungi; Glomeromycota; Glomeromycetes; Glomerales; Glomeraceae.